GCCUUGCUGCAAAAGGAGCUGAAUCUUGCCAGGGCAGAGCCAAAUUCCUCCUGAACUGAAGAAGAAAAAGUUCAUUGUUUCCUCCAAGUGCUGUGAGGAAACACCACAGGGGUCAAACACCUAGGACAAAAAGCCAGUCUGCAGGCACAGACUCACCUUCUCUGCUGGCUAGCAAAGCCCAUGAGCUCUGGGGACUGGUGCUGGAAGCAGCUGCUGCCCGUGUUCAGUGAGCUGCCCUAUCUGCAGAGCAAAGUCCUCCCAGUCCUCCUUGGCAAAGUUUGCAGGACAAAGACACAGAUGUGCAGGUAGAGCCACGUGGCUGUCCCACCUUUCCGUUUAACCCAGCAGUGCUCAAAUUGCAAAGGGCCUUGGUAUUCUGUCGGGAGACAUGGAAAGCACCAUAGAUCCUGUCUUAAAAGACUUCACUCCUUUCCCAUGUAAACACGCACAUGUUCUCCCACACCCGUAGAGAGCUACUGGCGAUCAAGACAGUUUUCCCCUCCUGGCCAGCCCUGCAGAUCACUUCUGGGAGGCUAAAGGUUGCUCCUUGCCCUGCUCUACCCUUGAUUUCAAACACAGCAGGAAAUUCAGAAGACGGCUCUUUUUAAAAAAUGGUAAUCGCAGGGCUGAUUCAUCGUCUGUUCAAGGCACUUGGCAAAGCCACAGAAUGACUGGAAAAAACAGCGUGGAGAUGCCAGCCGCCUUUCCUGCCAAGAUACACCUGGGUUACCCCCCAGGAGUCAUAUUAUAUAAGAGCUACCCAAUGCAACGCCCUUGGAGAGCACAGGAGAAUCCGAACCAGGGGAUGACUAACUCUUCUGGGAAAAGACAGCUCUUCUUAUCUUGGAAACUGAAACAAGAAACCACCGUAAAAUAGAUAUAGGGAGAGUUGUCAGACAUGGCUCACACAUAAUGUUUUCACUGUCUCUUUUUGUAAAAAGAGAGCUAUACCCUGCUCCAAGCUGUAGGUCUGGAUGAACUGAGCCUUUGUGAUCAUAUAAGCAAGCAAACAAAAACAUUUGUGUUUUGUUUAUGAUUUCCAGUGGCUCACUGCCAAGCACCUUGCCACAAAUGCCAUCAGGAAGGCAGGGACUGAAGCCGUCACACUCUAGUAAAUCACAUCUGCUUAGAAGUGACAAGAUUUUAAGGAGCAGGGGGAGGCAAGAGGCCUAUGUGGUUUGGGGGAAUAUUCAGAGCACACUUUGAUGCUUCCCUCUUCAGCCAUAAGGGAGGGAAUACUUGUUCUUAGGGACUGUAAAACACCAGGAGACGUUCCCAUAAUUGUUGGCACUGGACGCUGAGGCCCCGCAUGCAGCAGCGCUAUCACAUAUGGGAGAACGAAGGGCAAAACUUCCAGUGCUGCUUUCAGCAGCCAGCGAGGUGUGAAGAAAGGAUUUAUUGGUCUCUGUUCAGCCCUUCCAGGAAGCCAGAUUUUCUUUGUGGUUUAGGAAGACCAGACUGGGAAAUAUAAGAGGAGCAGAAAACACUGGGCCACUGAGAAACCAUGGAGACCAUCCUCACUUACCUGAAAGCUCAUACUUGGCCUCUUUUCCUUGUCCUGGCAGUUAAAAAACCUCACCCAUGACCCCAUCCUGUUCGCUCUCAAAGCCUGUGCUGCUCUCACCAUCUUUUCCAUGUAGCCCAGAGUUCCCCCCAACAAUGAGACAGAUUGUGCACAGCCCAGAUUUUUAUUUUUUUUAAGGUUUAAUGCUUCGCCCCAACUCUUUAUUUCUCAGCUUGAAAUGAAGAGUUUAAUGCUGGCUAGAGCUUCUGCUAAUUUCCUUCUUCUAAUUUCUGCUAACUUCCUUCCUCCUUUUGGCCCCUGUUUGUGAAACCUCCUUGGGGGUGUUCGCAGGACACAGCGAGUGGCUUUAUAACAGAGAAGGAAGACAGGUGGCCAAGGUGCUCUCAGCGAGCUAACAAGAGGAGCCACAAAGGCCGACUCCACGGGGUUAUCAGCCUACGCCGCUGGGCGGUACUGGGCUUGCCACUCCUUUGAACAAGGGUGAAGGGCAAAUUUCUCAUCUCCUCCUUCCUAUCUGCCCACUGCUGAGCAGAAGCAGCUCCCUCCCAAGGCAGGAGGGAGUCCCACACGGAAGUCGAGCCACCACUCCCGUUCACAUGAGACCUCAGGCAGAGGUGCUGGGGAAGCUGACCACCUCCUGCCAAAAAACCCCAGGAGCCUCUCAGACUGCUCCACCUGCAGCCUCCACCACACCACCUGCCUGACAGACAGCCCCCAAGGGACCUGCCAGGAGGAGCCAAAGGAGAGCAGGGGGGGAAAGAGAAAGACUCUUCACUUCACCAUGCAGGAUGAAAUUCUGUUGACUCCCUGGAGAAAUUUUCCCUUUGAAGACUCAGAUCCAUUUGCCUCUGCGGAUGAAGAGAAGUGGGAUUUCGUCCUCGUGAGUGACAUCCACGAAGUGGGCAGUGUGAAGGAGAUCAAGAGGAAGAAGUUCCUGGAUGAGCUGAGCAAGAAGGGGUUCACCAUCAAGAAAAUUGAGGACAAGAAGCUAUUUUAUGGGGUCCGUGCCCCGAAACAUAUCUUCCGGAAAUACCAGUGGCUCCUGAGGAACCCUCAGGACAGCCGGCUGCAAGACUCUGAUGCCCGUCAUGACAUACCAGUAACCACCAGGAUACGGAUCGUGAACUUCAUCUUGCUGAACACGGUCACGCCUGACCUCGAGAAGCUGAAUGACCUGAUGAAGAAGAAGGUCUUUGAGGCAAUGUUUCCACUGCACGAGAAAGAAGAGGUAAGAGAAUUCCUAAAGGAGAAGUGGGCUCGCUGGAGAGAUAUAUUUUGCCAACAGCCGAUUGAGAAGAUCAGGUGCUAUUUUGGUGAGAAGGUGGCCCUGUACUUUGCCUGGCUUGGCUGGUACACCUACCUGCUGGGGUUCGCUGCGAUGAUCGGCCUGGUGGUCUUCGUGGCUGGGAUUACUGUUUUCAACUCCAGCCAGGUGAGCAAGGAGAUCUGCGAAGCCAAUAACACCAUCAUGUGCCCACUCUGCGACCAGAAGUGCCCGUUCUGGUUGCUCUCUGACACCUGCACCUAUGCCAGGGUCACUCACAUGAUUGACAACGAGGGGACAGUUUUAUUUGCCAUGUUCAUGGCCAUCUGGGCCACCGUGUUCCUGGAGCUGUGGAAGAGGCAGAGAGCCACCGUGGUCACCAACUGGGACCUGUACAGGUGGGAUGAGGAUGAGGAGGAGCUGGCUUUGGAGCUGAUCAAUAAUUUGCAGCACGAACCUCGGCGGUACCAGCACUCCUACUUGCGCAGCACCAUCGUACUCAUCUUGGUUCUGGUCAUGAUUGCUGUGCUGAUCGGCAUUGCCCACGCGCUCGUCAUUUAUCGGGUGGUUGCGACGGCUCUCUUCACCCAGAGCGACUUUGAAUUCUUCCGCGAGCAGGCCAACACAGUGGCCGUGAUGACAGGGGCUGUGCUGCACUACCUCACCAUCGUCAUCAUGACCAAGGUCAACAGGCGUGUGGCCCUCUUUCUCUGUGACAUGGAGAAACCACGGACCUUCUCCCAGCGUGAGAACAACUUCACCAUAAAGAUCUUCAUCUUCCAGUUCUUCACAAACUUCUCCUCGCUCAUCUACAUCGCUUUCUUCCUGGGGCGGAUCAACGGCCAUCCAGGGAACUACGUGCGCAUCGCUGGCAAGUGGAGGCUGGAGGAGUGCCACCCCAGUGGCUGCAUCACCGACCUCUUCAUCCAGAUGGCCAUCAUCAUGAUGCUCAAGCAGACCAUCAGCAAUCUGAUGGAGUACCUCAUCCCCUGGAUAGGCCACAAAAUACGCACUAGGCAGAAGCGCCCCAAGAAGAGAAAUAUGGUGUUGGGGGAGGAGGAAGAGCCUGAGGACCCCUGCAAAAAACAGUGGCUGAGCAACUAUCAACUCAACGAGGUCAACAUCUUCAGCUUGUUUGAUGAGUUCUUGGAGAUGGUGAUCCAGUACAGCUUCACCACCAUUUUUGUGGCUGCCUUUCCCCUCGCCCCGCUGCUGGCUUUCUGCAACAACCUCUUCGAGAUCCGUCUGGAUGCCAUCAAGAUGAUGCGCCUGCGCCGGCGCAUGGUGCCCAGGAAGGCCAAUGACAUCGGAAUCUGGCUGCAGGUCCUGGAGGCCAUUGGCAUCCUGGCUGUCAUCGGGAACGGACUGGUGAUCGCCAUCACGUCUGACUUCAUCCCUGUGCAGGUCUACAAGUACACGUACAGCCCCUGCAUGGUGGAAAACAGCACUGCUGUGGACUGCCUGACCGGCUACAUCAACCACAGCCUCUCCGUCUUCCACGUCCAGGACUUCGAGCCCCACACAAAGCUGGCCGAAAAUCAGACAGACUUUGUCAGGGGCAAGAUCACGGAGUGCAGGUACCGGGAUUACAGGAACGCUGACGACUACAGCUACACCGUCCAGUUCUGGCACGUCUUUGCAGCCCGGCUUGCCUUCCUCAUCCUCUUUGAGCACGCGGCUCUGUGCGUCAAGCUGAUCGCAGCCUGGUACGUCCCCGAUGUCCCCCAAUCAGUUAAGAAUCAUGUUCUGGAUGAGAAACACAGCAACCUUCGGAAAGAACUGAGCACGAUGGAGUACUCCACCGAGGUGUAGCCUCCUCGCACUGCAAAGAGUGAGAAGCACAGACCUGAGCCCCUCUCCCCAGCCCGGCAGUGCCACAGGCACUGGAGGAACCACCGCGGCACCGCCGGCAGAGACAGGCCAUGUGCCCCUGAGCUUGGACUUGAGCUGGGGAGCUGACGGCAGCUUCACAGAGCAGGAUGCUUUAUGACUUGCACAGCCACGAGGAGGAAGAAAGUCGCAGCAGAGACAGGAAUGCUACCUGGGGCACAGGCUGGGCGAGCGCGCUGCUUGUCUGCAGGAGGUGAUCGAGCUUCCGCGUCAGUCAUCGCCUCCACAUGCUGUGCAGCCUCACAGGAAAAGGCAGCUACUUCAGUCCAGAUUCCCUCUCCAGCUCCUCCUUGUUCCUUGGCCCCUUCUUCCUCUGCCUUUAGUGACCUCCCUGCUCCUGUACCAUCAGGAAAAUUCAGUCCUUCCUCUUUCACACCGGCCAGCACAAUCCUCUCGGCACAACUACCGUGUGGCUGCAACUCCAACCCAUCGUUUUCACAGGCUGGAAAAGCGAACUUGUUGGCCUGAGUGGCUUUUGCACUGGGCCCUGCCAAGUCACUGCAUCUGCUCUGACUUCAUUACAUUCCCACCUCAACUAGAAUGAGAGAACAGUAAAUAAACACACUAACUGCA
Molecule: messenger RNA, 5252 nt
Organism: Cygnus olor (mute swan)
Lineage: Eukaryota; Metazoa; Chordata; Aves; Anseriformes; Anatidae
Gene: ANO9
Product: anoctamin 9
Exons: 24
Coding region: 2307-4601 (764 amino acids)
Biological process (GO): chloride transmembrane transport
Cellular component (GO): plasma membrane
Molecular function (GO): chloride channel activity; protein dimerization activity
Source: RefSeq, a predicted model, not a curated record